AAGAGCUGUGGAAGUACCUUUAUGGAUUCACCUUUAUACUUUAAAGGCCAGUCCCAUAUCAGCGUGAAAACGGAAAACGUUUAGACAAUAACAACCUCCGAUUCAAUGGAAAUCAUCUAAAAGAAAAUUCUUAUUGGUUUAACGUUUUCCGUUUCACGCUGACAUGGAAGCAUGGGACAUUUAGUAAACCUGUUUUAGAACGACUUUGGGAUUGUUCCUUUGUUCGUUCUUCGUUAGUCCACGCUUCCUGUUCGUUCUUUUCCCUUUCAACUACAGUGAUAUUCGGUUGUGCCAAAAGUCUCUGGAAGAAUCUGCGAUGGAAGCACUCAUCAAGAAACAUAAAUUUACCCGCAAUGAAGAAAUUGACUCAUUUAAAAUAGGAGAUCAAACAAUAAUAUUAACAGGACUAAUCACAAAAAUGGAAGAAGUCAAAUCAUCCGCGCAAAAUGAAAAUCAAAAUAAUCGGAACAAUCAAAGCAAUGACUCUUUGAGACCAGUACGUUAUGUUUUGGACAACUUAUCUGGCCGCACACUUAAGCUUUUAUUCUGGAAGGACAGGGCAUCAGAGUUCACAGGAAAGCUCGUUAACAAUGUUGUUAAAAUCAAGAGAGCCAAAGCUUUAGCCAUAAAGGAUCAAUACCGAAAAGUGGGCGAUAUUGUGAUAGUCGAAAUUUCAAUCCUAAAACAGACGAAAAUUGACAUUUUGGAAUACGUUCCACCGUUGGUGCCGGUGCAGCCUGAAGCACUUUUCGAAGAAAUUCCCCUACGGAAUGCUGGCCUACACCUUAAAAAACGUGUGUGUAUUGAAGGGUUCAUUAAACUUGAAAUUGAAAAUGUUAUUCAUAAUAACUUUUCUUAUGGAUGUGGCUUAAUGACGGACUUUCAUUAUAAAUUAAUAAUAAAUGUUACGACAUUUAAGGAAAAUGUUUUCGACGAAGGGAAGCAUGUACGUGUAAAAGGGAGUAUGAGAGAGUGGAGAAAAUUUGAUCAUACAAGUAGCAAGGAUGGAGGACAUCGAAUUAGUGGAUGACGAAAUUGCAACCGAAGAUGAUUUGGACGCUGGAUUUUUAUCUCCACCAAUUGGAACAGAACCAGAUGUGCCACCUCCGAACUUGAAUAGCAAAACUAAAACUCAUCAAGCAAAUGAUCCACCACAA
This is a messenger RNA of Leptopilina heterotoma, 1157 nucleotides long. RefSeq lists its product as uncharacterized. The transcript is spliced from 4 exons. Bases 317 to 1030 code for a protein of 237 amino acids. The record is from RefSeq and is a predicted model, not a curated record. Lineage: Eukaryota; Metazoa; Arthropoda; Insecta; Hymenoptera; Figitidae.